AUGCCAACAUAUUCACUUUUAACGUCGCUUUUCAUUAGCAUAACAGUUGCAAGUAUGAUUUCAACAAUACUUCAAUUAUAUUCAUUAAUCAAAUCACCAUAUUACUUUACGAAAUGGACAAUUUUUCAAAUAGGCGUUGUACUCUUAUUACUUCAAAUUUUUACCAUUACUCCAAUAACAAUUUAUGGUGAUGGUUUAAUGGAUCAAACAUUUGACGGCAGCACAAAAACAUUAAUUUGUAUACUACAAAAGAGUAUGACACAAUUCGUUAUAUACCCCGCAUGUUUAAUUCCUUUAGUUUUAGCAAUUUAUCAAUGGUACGCAAUAUCAAAAAAUGAUUUGAGUAUCGAGAAAACAUGUUUUUGGUAUUUCACCAUUUCUAUUUGGGGUGGUGCGUUAGCCUACGCAUUGAUAAUUGUUUUUAUGGAUAGAAAUAAAAGAUUUCGGGGUACUAUGGUUACCCGGUAUUAUUGUAAGCCUCGUUUGGAUGAUGGGCUGGAUCUUUUUAUUGCGGGUUUUAUUGCGGUUAGUCAUUCGUUAUACGUUUUAUUUUUUCGUUGGAAAAAUUUUGAAAAAUGUCAUAAUCGUUUAACAGCAAUUAGAUUGGGGUAUGCGAUUAGAUCUAGCAUCUAUAUAAUAUCUUAUAUCUGUUUAACAACUACUUAUAUUAUCUCGGUCAUAUUAACAAAACCACAAUUUUCAACGGAUGGGGAUCGUGAUGAAUCAUAUUACGUUUCCGAUUUUAUUUGUUCUUCAAGCACAAAAGUUUUGAACACUAAUAAUAUGAACGAUAAUGAUGUCGGUUCCGAUAAUAAUAUUAAUACUAGUACUUGUAGUGAUUAUGAUCAUUUUAAUUAUUUUAAUGAUGAUCGUAUUGAAAUUAAUGAGACAUGGUCAUCACAUACUUGUCAAUCCUAA
This is a messenger RNA of Entrophospora sp. SA101, 918 nucleotides long. NCBI's taxonomy places the organism in Eukaryota, Fungi, Glomeromycota, Glomeromycetes, Entrophosporales, Entrophosporaceae. The record is from the annotation of a GenBank genome assembly.